AAGAUCCUCAAAGACAUGAUCUACGAGUCGUCCGUUAUGAUGGUUAAGAAAACCUCUGACCCGGAUCAUCCCGAAGAUGCCGAUGCCGAGGACAAGAUGCUGUUCAAGCCGAUGAUCAAGGGAUUCAUCCGCGUCAACUUCACUCGCAGCGACAACGUCCCGCACAAGAAGUUCAUGGCUGAGCAGACCAAGUUUGCCGGCACGAAGGAUGCAACGGUCAAGGACAAGCUGCAGAACGCCAGCGUGAUGAACACCCUCGUGCCCGGCCUCAACGAGUUCAAUGAUCUGGUGUUCGUAAACGCGCCCGGGCCGAGCGGCAUCGCUCCGCUGCUCAAGCAGAAUAAGCUGGAAGAACAUCCAUGGCUGCUCUCCAAGGAUGCCACUUCCAUCGACUAUGACGUGGUUUUCGAGCGGAAGAGUGCGGUGGUGCUGGAGUUUGCCAAGCCACGCAAGGACAGCGUCAAGGCGUUCAAGAUCUUCUUUAACAAGCUUGCGCAGCGGCCAAACGUGAUCGGGCUCGAUCCGGACACCAUUGACUUCCCUAUCAUCCAGAAGGACACAAAUGUGGCCGAAGGUGGCGCAAAGCUGAUCAUCCGCACGUUCAGUGCUAGAUUGGCUAAGCUGGCAAGCGAGGUGUUGCGUCACAAUCGCCAUCUACUCAACGCCAAGGUGACGCUGGUCGACAGCUUCCACGUGCGCUCCAGCAACUCGCGCGUGUAUCGCAUGGGAGAGAUUGGUUACACUGCAGCAUACGAGUGCAAAACUCCCCGCUCCUACUUUCCCACCAUAACUGGCCAGAGUCUGCGGGCACGUGCAAUGUUCAAGGAGCUCCAGGAUGGACAACUGGGACACCUGUUCGGCUACCUACGGGCAACGGACGGUAACGGCAAGAAGGGCGGCUCGCGCGACAACUUCAUCAUGAACCCCGCCGUCACCUUCAUCUUCGAGCACGAGUGCGUGUCGCGUUCGGCGCGCCUCAUCAGCAAGGCGAACAAGGCAUUCGAGGGGAUUGCCAAUGUCAUCAAGGUGCGUGGCAUGAUUCCCGUGGAUAAGUCACCGCCGUUGCCAAUGGACCUUCAGCCGUCGCAGGUACGCUCGACGUUCUAUGUCGUCUCUUUCCACGGCGAUAACGUACCGACGACGUUCCAGGAGUUCUUGAAGAUCAACAAACUUCCCGAGGACACACUCGGAGGUUUGGGUCAGCGCGGCGACCCAGCCGACUGCGGUGCCGUCAAGACCAUCGCCUGGGUGCAGCCGCGCGACUACCCCAAGCCGGAGCAGUUCGAGGAGAUGAUGCUGGAGGCCAAGGUGGCGACGUUCCGCGCGCAGCACCACAAUGGGGACAUGACGGGCAUGCUGACGGACUACGUACUCUACUGGACCGUGGUGGCCGGCAACUGGAACGAUUUCAUACUCCAAGCGCUGCUCAAGCCCAUGCACAUCGAAAUGGAGUUUGGAGACGACAUAGCCGGUCUGCAACAAGCCCACGAGGCUCUGGAGAAGACCAAUGCCGAGAUCCGGGCCAUGGGGAAACAGGCCGAAGAGGCCAUUGUUCUUUCAAUGAAAUUUUCGCACUUCAACUAUUAACUUCCGCUUUCAGCUAGACCGCAAGUUGUCUAGCUUGCCGUCACGAAGUGCGUAUUCCGAUUGUUUGUCCGUGCCUGUAUCAUUACCUUUGCGUUGUUGAACACACAGAUUCCCGUUGCACAGGAGCCUGUUACCUGGCCUGUUUGUUCUC
Molecule: messenger RNA, 1738 nt
Organism: Sycon ciliatum
Lineage: Eukaryota; Metazoa; Porifera; Calcarea; Leucosolenida; Sycettidae
Exons: 2
Coding region: 16-1587 (523 amino acids)
Source: RefSeq, a predicted model, not a curated record